AGGUAAACAAGGUUGGUGCUUGGAGAGGGAGGUCUUCGCGAUACGACACCGCGCGCAUCCCAUCCUACACUUCGUAGUCUUUAAAAACACAUGGUUUUACUUCAGAUCUGUCAAAGCACAACGUGUUUUAUACGAAUGAGCACGAGCACUUGCCACAAUUAAACAGUGUUUGAGACAAAAUAACUUGAGGUGCUUUUUCCCGCGGAAUUACGCCAAAAAUACGCACAAUUUUUCUUUGGCACUUCUUUUUGGGAAUCCCAAAAAACCACCAGGAGUAAAGUGCAAGUUUAUCUAAAAAAAAAAAUAGUGAACAAUGAAGUUUUUAGUAAUAUCGUGUUUAGUUUUCUUAACAACGGCAGCAUUUGCUGAGGAAAAUACCCCAUCAGUGUUUCAGGAAUGUUUCAACAAGGAUUCCAUCUCCUGUGUCCAAUUGGCGGUAUUCCGGAAGGCCAAGGAAUUUUUUGAUCAGCCAAAAAUUGACUUGGUCGCUGGACUGUCGGUUGUGAAGGUGGACAAUGUCGCGAGGUCCGUGGACACGGCUUCAGAUGAAGUAGAGAGCGCCAAGGAUGUUGAAUCACGAUCAAGUGCAAUCGGAUCAUUUGUGGUUGAUCGCCUGGCGGCCUUCUUCCAGGAACGAUCACUCAACUGGAACUUCUUGGGUGCUGCCAGGAGUCUAAGUAAUGCCAUUCCUGAUGAUGUGAAAUCUCAAGUGCGUUCUCUGGUCGUUGAGGCUCGUGGCAAGAAGAAGCUGCUGAAAAAAUUGCUGCCCCUUCUUGGUAUUGUUAAGCUGAAGGCUGCCGUUUUGGGUAUCUUAGCUCUCCUGGGUAUUGGUUUGAUCGCCAAGAAGGCUCUGCUCGUCUCCACACUGUCCAUCCUCAUCUCUCUGGGCAUCCUCCUCAAGAAAGUUCUCUCGAAGAAGCUCUCCCUCAUCGGUGGCGGACUCGGUGGUGGACUUGGCGGUGGAUUGGGCGGUGGACACGAUUACCACGGUGGUGGCGGUGGAUGGUCUUCCGGUGGUGGUGGCGGAUGGAACUCAUACGAGCCACACUCCUUCGGUGGCGGAGAUCUCGGCCAUGCAUCCUCCUCCCUAUCUCACUCCCUUGCCUAUGGAGGCCACCACAAAGCCUAGAAUGUCUCUUUGUCAUACACCUAAAGCCUACAUAAGUAAUUUAUUUAUUUAUUUAUUAUCGGUAAUUGCAUUAAACCUCGACAAGAUGCCAACAAUAGCGAAGAGAAAAGACAUGGAGGCCCGUAGAUUUUAGCGCAAAGAAAGUGGGACCAACAGAUGGGUUGAGACCAUGAAUCAUCCAAAAAAUUUUCUAUGUCUCACCCAAAAAAUACAACAAAAAUGAAACCCGUGUUAACACUAUUUAUUUGUUUAUUUGCAUAAGUAAAAACAGUUGAAAAACUCUUUGUAUAUAAAUAACUAGUCUCAUAAUUUACAAGCAAUUAUAAAAUAACAAUUAUUUCAUAAUGUUGAAUAAUUAAGAACAAAAUACUUUUCUUAUCAUCCAAAAUACAAUGUAAAACAAAAUAUUAAGAAAUUUAUCACAGAGUUAUACAACAAAAUUUUAUAGAACAAACACAAAAGAUGAAUGAGAUCAAUGAUGAAAAAUAAUUCCUAAUCUAGUCUAUAACGUUGUUUUUAUAUUUUUAAUCUCUCUCUGUACCUAUCACCUUCUUGUCUUCCUAUAUAUCUUCUGUAAUUCUUCUUCUAAUACUUAAAAUGUUGUGCAAUUUAUUCAAUAUCUUCUCUCAAACUUCUAUUAUCUUAAUUUUCUAUUGACUUUCUUCCUCUAUUUUCUUGAGCAUUGACCUUAAAAAAAAUCAGAAAAAUAUUUGUAUCUAUCUCUCAAAAUGGAAAGAAAGAAUGUGUAAAAAAUGUUAAUGAAAUGAAUAAGAAUUUUGUUUUUUGGACAAUUUUAUCUUUUACAUCCGGUCGACUUAAAUUCAAAAACAUAUCUUACUACAAAGUUGUUAAAAGUCUCUGCAGAUCAUUUUGAUGAAUAAAUUAUCUCUGUAA
Molecule: messenger RNA, 2023 nt
Organism: Phlebotomus papatasi
Lineage: Eukaryota; Metazoa; Arthropoda; Insecta; Diptera; Psychodidae
Gene: Osi6
Exons: 2
Coding region: 314-1129 (271 amino acids)
Source: RefSeq, a predicted model, not a curated record